AUGGCGGAUGCAUCGGGAAACGCGCUGAAGCGUCCUCAUCCUGAGGAUGACGGCAACAACUCUCAAAAAAGAACCCGUUCAAACAAUGGUUCUCCAGUACCGGGCUCAACCGGUGCUCCUACCGGUAAGGUUGACAUCGAGAAGAUGAUCGCCGAAGCUCGAGCAAAGGCAGAAGCUGUACGCGCUCGACUGCAAGCUGCACGCGGUGGUGCGACCCCCCCGGUGCCCCCGACAGAGUCGAGCCCCAGUCCCGCACCGCCAGCAUCGACACCCGCCAUGUCCAGGUUGGAGCAAAUGAAGGCCAGAGUAGCAGCGGCUACGGCGAAGGCGAAUGCACCUCCGCAGCGACCCGAGGCACCCGCGCCAUCAUAUCAACAACCUCAAGCGUUCGACGACGAUAGUUUUUCAAAAGCUCGUGGUGGUCUUGAUGUCGGUCUUCACCCGGCCCUACUUUCAGACGCUCCGCCGGAGUAUCGGGGGGCUAAAGGCCGUCAGCAGAAGGGCACAACGAACCGUGGAAAGCAACUCGAUCUAUCUGGACCGUCUAUUGAGGAGAUUAGAAAUAAUCCAUAUUUUGAUCCUAGCCUUGGCCCGAAAGCGACCGUUGCGAAGCCGCGACAAACCAGAGAGCUUAUCUUCAAUCAGAAGGGCAAAUACAUUCAACAAGCGGCAAAUCAGCGUCGGCAAGAGCAGUUGGAGGCUAUGAAAAAGCGAAUUGCCGAGCGAGCUCGUCUGGCCGGCAUUGAUGAGGAUAUGGAUGUGGAGAAAUCAUACAUUGUCCCCGCUCCUCCGGCCAUGGAAUGGUGGGACGAGAAGUUUAUUGACGGGAGCGACUACUCUGUCAUUGAUAAUCCAGCAAAGUUGAAAAUUGACACCGUCAUCACCCACUAUAUUCAACACCCUAUCCAACUCGAACCACCACAGGAGAAACACGUUCCCGCCCAGAAGCCAAUGUACCUCACGCCGAAGGAACAAGCGAAAAUCCGUCGACAGCGCCGCAUGGCAGACUUGAAGGAACAGCAAGCAAAGAUUCGAUUAGGUCUGGAGCCGGCGCCGCCACCCAAGGUCAAAAAGUCCAAUUUGAUGCGAGUCCUGGGAGAACAAGCAGUCAAGGAUCCAACGGCCGUGGAGGCCCAGGUGAAUCGAGAGAUUGCGGCGCGUAAAGAGCAGCACGAGGCUAUGAAUGAAGAGCGCAAGUUGACCAAGGAUCAACGACGGGAGAAAUUGGAAUCUCAGCAAGAGAAGGAUGCGGCGUUGGGUAUCUACAUGUCGGUCUACCGGAUUGACAGUCUUGCGAGCGGACGAAACCGCUUCAAGAUUGGCAAGAACGCGGAACAAAAUAAAUUGACGGGAAUUUGCAUCGUGCAUCCAAAGUUGAAUCUCGUCAUUGUCGAGGGAGGAAAGCACUCCGUGAACAACUACCGGAAACUGAUGCUCAACCGAAUUGACUGGACCGAGAAUCCUGGCCCAACCACAUCAGACCGCAACCGCGAAAGUGAGCCCUUGUGGUUGUCUACAGAGGAUGAGAAGGGUGAAGCGCGGGACUUCAGCCAGAACACUUGCAGUCUCAUCUGGGAAGGUCAGACUAAGUCUCGCUUAUUCAAGAGGUGGGUGGGAGCGAGAGUCUGCGCUUCGGAUUCCGAGGCUAAAGCUGCUUUGGCCCGUACGAAUACUGAAAGUUUCUGGACAUUGGCGAAAAGUGCCAAACCAGCGGAGUUCUAA
Messenger RNA from Penicillium odoratum, 1722 nucleotides. Its product is annotated as U4/U6-U5 snRNP complex subunit PRP3. Gene Ontology annotation, cellular component: U4/U6 x U5 tri-snRNP complex. Gene Ontology annotation, biological process: mRNA splicing, via spliceosome. The record is from RefSeq and is a predicted model, not a curated record. Bases 1 to 1722 code for a protein of 573 amino acids. Lineage: Eukaryota; Fungi; Ascomycota; Eurotiomycetes; Eurotiales; Aspergillaceae. The transcript has a single exon.